GGGGAGAGAGAGAGUGUGUGUGAAAGAGACAAAUAGAUAUACUGGAAAAGAGGAAGUGUUGGCUGUUGGAUGAUAGUUGUAGUACAAGGGUGUGCCUCUUUGAGUCUGAAACAUACACACACACACACACACGCACACACGCACACACAUACACACUGCAUUUCCCCAUGCGCAGUAAGACACAGUCACCAUAUAUAUACGCACGUCCGAAGCCACGAGGUAAAGACCGACACAGACAGCCUGAGAGACAGAACAAGCGAAAGAGAGAGACAGAGAGAAACUGAGAGAGAGAGCGAUAGAGAGAGAGAGAGAAAGAGAAGGACGGACAACUACAGAAAUCAAGAGUCUGGUAGCUCAGUGCUCAGUACCUCAUUCUGACCUGCCGGUGACACCAACGCUGCAGCCUCUGCGUGGCGAAGGAACCGGCUUCCAAUUAACAGCGGAUGGUGAUAUAUAUAUAUAACGGCGCACAGGCGAGGACAUCAGCCAAAAUUGACCACGCUUUAGAGGACUCUUUGUUUAUUUUGGUUAUUUGUUUGUUUCUUUGUUUAUUUUAUUGAAACUUUUUUGUAAGUUGUACUUUUUUGUAAGUUGUAGUUUUGGUGAUUGGUUUGGCUGGUCGGGCUACUCCAGGUAGAACCUUCUUUUUUGUUAGUAUAUUUACCUGUUUUUUGUUUUGAUUGUUUGGGUGACUCGGUUUUUGGUAGUGACAGGACACAUGGAUUUUUUCACCGCUUGCAAGGACGUUUUUCAGUUUACCAAUCAGUUCACUGUCGCAACCUGAGGGUACAGACUCCCAUCAAGUCAACUCGAAACAUUGACAUUCGCGUGAACAUUAACAAGGACACAUUCUUUCAAAGGCCGCCGAAAUUUUUUCCACAUCUUCCAUCCUUGACCCGACCUCUGAGACUCCAGUUCUUUGAUCAAUCGACAACCUUGACCCUUGACCUUUGACCCUUGGUCGCACCAACCGGGCUGAGAAAUCAAGACAUGGCAGACGGUGGCAUCAUGAUGCAGGACUACCCGCAGGUGUUUGUGGUGGACCGCCAGGCGCCCUGCGCCCCCGUGCCCACUCUGGUGUACCCGAAGCGGGCAGGCUGGCAUCAGAGGCUCCUGUUCGCGCUGGUUGUCCUGGCCCUGCUGGGGGUCUUCAUUGAGGCCUGCUGUAUCUACAACCUCCACAAGUCUCUCUCUCUCUCUCUCUCUCUCUCUUUCACUCUUCUUCCCUCCAUGCACGGUUGCUUUACUGUCAUACAUCAGAAUAAGGGAUCAGAAACCAAUGACAUUUCCCCAGUGACCAAAAAGUCAGAGAGAAAGCCUGCUGCUCUACUGAAAGGCCCCCAAGACCGUCGAACGGAUAACGGAGUUCUCCUGUGGACAGACAUGGGGGAAGCCUUUCUGAAUGGCAUGGACUACAAGAACGGGAUGCUGACCGUGAGACAAGAGGGCUACUACUUUCUGUACUCCAAGGUCUCCAUCAAAGAAUUCCAGUGCAAAGCGAUAAAGCACAAGAUGACGAAGAAGACCGAGAGAUACUCGAAGCCCAUAGACCUGAUGGAGUCAUUUAGGUACCGCUGUCCCAAAACCCAGAGGGCAGAGAAAUCAGAAGAGAAAAGCCAAACAGAUGUGACCAACAGCUACCUGGGCGGGGCCUUCUACCUGUCUGCAAACGACUCCAUCUACGUGACGCUGGAGAAAGUGGAACACAUUAGACCUGGGAAUACAGAAAACUUCUUUGGGGCUUUCAUGCUGUAGGGCCAGCUGUGGACCGAGGUGGCAUCAGAAUCCCAAAUCUGGGCCGGAACCGCAGGCUGUUUGGGGUGGGAUGGGUUGGGGGAGUGGGGGGUAGAGGGGGCGGGGGGUUGUGGUUGGCUGGAGACACACUGCCGUGAUUCAAAACUGUUAAACAGUAAUGCGUUUUUUAGGUUUCUGUUGGGCACACAGGGUCUCAGAGGAAAGAAAGUAAGAACUGGACAAAUUGUUAGCUGUAAAGUUUGUCAAUGUUUUGUGUUUCAAAGAAUAAUUGUUUAAUUAUCUUCAGUUGUGGUAAGAGUAUUUGUCUCUUCAGUGUGUGUG
Clupea harengus (Atlantic herring) is the source of this 2076-nucleotide messenger RNA. RefSeq names its product tumor necrosis factor ligand superfamily member 14 (gene tnfsf14b). Gene Ontology annotation, cellular component: membrane. NCBI's taxonomy places the organism in Eukaryota, Metazoa, Chordata, Actinopteri, Clupeiformes, Clupeidae. Bases 991 to 1755 code for a protein of 254 amino acids. The transcript is spliced from 5 exons. The record is from RefSeq and is a predicted model, not a curated record. Gene Ontology annotation, biological process: immune response. Gene Ontology annotation, molecular function: tumor necrosis factor receptor binding.